Messenger RNA from Maylandia zebra (zebra mbuna), 2798 nucleotides. It is a transcript of the gene nmnat2, whose product is annotated as nicotinamide nucleotide adenylyltransferase 2. Gene Ontology annotation, molecular function: nicotinamide-nucleotide adenylyltransferase activity; nicotinate-nucleotide adenylyltransferase activity. Gene Ontology annotation, biological process: NAD+ biosynthetic process. Gene Ontology annotation, cellular component: Golgi apparatus. NCBI's taxonomy places the organism in Eukaryota, Metazoa, Chordata, Actinopteri, Cichliformes, Cichlidae. The record is from RefSeq and is a predicted model, not a curated record.
AUCCCUCCCUCCCCCCCUCUCCUCCUCUCCCCCUCCCUCUCUCUCUGCUGCGGCUGCUCCUCUAUAGGCGAGCUCCACAGAACCGACAGGACCGGGACCAAGACCGGGACCGGGACUAAAGAAGAGCGAGGAGAACCAUGACGGAGAGCACGAAGACCCACGUCAUCCUGCUGUCCUGCGGCAGCUUCAACCCCAUCACCAAAGGACACAUCCAUAUGUUCGAAAAAGCCAGAGAAUAUCUGCACAAAACGGGACGCUUCAUUGUGAUCGGAGGGAUCAUCUCACCGGUGCACGACUCCUACGGGAAAGCUGGUCUCGUGUCCAGCAGACAUCGCCUCACCAUGUGUCAGCUGGCCGUGCAGAGCUCUGACUGGAUCAGGGUGGACCCCUGGGAGUGUUACCAGGACACCUGGCAGACCACCUGCAGCGUGCUGGAGCAUCACCGCGACCUGAUGAAGAGAGUCACCGGCUGCAUUCUAUCCAACGUCAACACGCCGUCAACCACUCCUGUGAUUGGUCAGCCACAGAACCAGACCACGCCCAUCUACCAGAACAACAACAACAUGAACCACACGCCCACAGCCAUCAAGCUGUGGGGGAAGAUCAGCGAGAGUUUGGGCAAAAUCUGCUGCGCGCGCCCGCACAUCGAACGCUUCACCUUCGUUGAUGAAAACGCCAACCUGGGGACUGCGAUGAGAUACGAGGAGAUCGAGUUGCGCAUCUUGCUCCUGUGUGGCAGUGAUCUCCUGGAGUCCUUCUGCAUCCCUGGCCUGUGGAAGGACAGUGAUAUGGAGGUGAUUGUGGGAGAUUUUGGGAUCGUGGUGGUUCCUCGUGAUGGCGCCGACACAGAGAGGAUCAUUAAUCACUCCUCCGUUCUGCGCAAGUUCAAGGACAACAUCAUCGUGGUGAAGGACGCGAUAAGCCACCCGAUGGCCAUCGUCAGCUCCACCAAGAGCAGACUGGCGCUGCAGCAUGGCGACGGCCAUGUUGUGGACUACCUGAGUCAGCCCGUCAUCGACUACAUCCUGCAGAGUCAGCUGUACAUCAACGCCUCGGGAUAGAGACGACAACAACCUGCCCGCAUGAAAACAGGGAGACUGGAGGAGGAGGGGGAGGGGGGUCCUACCUACUACCAUCAUCUAUUUAAAACACGAGCCCUCCUCCUCCUCAAUCGAAAACUUGUCUGUCUUCUGUGUCAAACAUAUACUCUUCUUUGAGCUGUUGCUUUCCAACAGGAGCGUUAGUGCUCCUCCUUCUGUCUGUGUCAUGUGACUUUACAUCAGGGGAGGGGGAGGGGGGUAUUUUGGGAGGUCUUGGGGACGAUGCACAGAGGUAACUCCUCAGGGCUGUGGCGGCGACGGCGGUGUUUUCUCUUUCUCGUUCUUUAUUAAGGUCUGCGAAUGCAUGACACAGUCGGGCAUGCUCAGUGUGCGCAGGAUCGUGCUGGGCGGGGCUUCAUGCAAGAACCAUUCAUGAGCUCAGGAUGCCGGCCCGGCUUACACAUCCACAGAUACUUAGUCCCAAUCUGAAAUACGGUCCACUGAAAGAGACAGACAGCUGCAGCAGAGCAGGAUGAUCCCCAUGAAUUUGUUUGAGCUGUUAAAGAUUUCGGCACAAUUAACCCCGUCACCAAACACCUGAUGUUCCACCAGGUUCCACCUUUAACCACACUUCAACCAAGAAGCGCCUCCGGCUGACUGAAGAUGACGGAGAGCUGCAGCGGUAAGAUCAGAGCCUCCCUGAAUCGACACUCCUUAUUUCCUUAGACCACGUGGACCAGUCAAAACCUCUAGGCUGGAUCAGUGCGUGGGUCACUCAGGUUGCAGUACCAUGUAACGGCCACUAGUUGCUGACUCCAGUUCAAAACCUUCUUGUUGGAUGACCUAAAUGUGUAAUGAUGGCGUGCAGGAAGUCUCGCCACGACCUCCGGCUCUAAACUGCUUUUCUCCACACACACCAGAAAUACUUUAAGGACCCAGAGCACCAGGCUCAGUCUGUGCACGGUGCAGCUACAGUAGCUAACACUGACCCGUAUUUCCAGUAAGCUGUGAAACACCAACCCCAAAUCCUUCCCAGGCUUUUCCCAGGCGUCACACUCGCACGGUGUCCGAGGAAGGAGCUCCAGGGUCGGAGCAGCGCAGGGCGAAAGGGUCUAGAAGCUUCAGUCGUCAUUCAAAACUAAAGUUAGAAAGAGCUCACACCAAGUGUCCGAGCGUGAUGACUCAGCAGCACCAGCAGGUGGCGUUAUGCUUCAUUGUGUCCAUCUUUAUUUACAGUCUGUGGCGUUCUUGCAUGAGGCCCGUCGUUUCCUGCAGCUCUUCUGCAAAAAUGUAACACCGCGACGCUGCUGCCACAUAAUCCGGCUCUCUCUUCCACACGUAGAUGCGCCAGGAACCAGAGCUCGGCACAUACUGCAGGUAACCAUCAGGCUGUAGCCAAGCUUAAGCUCUGCAGUGAUGAAGAUGAUGUCCUCGGCGGCAGCAGUGUUCAGCAUCCUUCCUCCUCGUUUGCUCCCGUUCUUAGACUGCAUGCUUAGACAGUUUGGUUCUGGCAUGAGUGUUUAUCACUUGGUAGAUUAUAAUCUGUUGUGAACGUGUUUGCAAAAAAAGAAAAACAAAAGAAAGAAGUUAAAAAAAGAUCAAAUAUCUAUAUGAAAAAAAUAAAACAUCGCUGCAGCGGGGAUCAUCGUCUCCCACAUCCGGCCAUUUCUAUUCGCUCUGUACAGAAGGCAUCCCCGGGACACGUACGAUUUCUACACGCGGUCAGGCGUGUGUGUGUGUGUGUGUGUGUGAGUGUGU